Symbiodinium sp. CCMP2592 is the source of this 1614-nucleotide messenger RNA. The record is from the annotation of a GenBank genome assembly. Lineage: Eukaryota; Dinophyceae; Suessiales; Symbiodiniaceae.
AUGUCGCAGAGUAGUGGUGACAGUGCACGGCCGCCUGCCUUGAAGCGUUCUCGGUAUAGCCUAGAUCUAGAAGAUUAUGGCGAGCGACCUGAGUCUCCUGAGCACGGUGAUGUGCUGCCUGACGUUCCAAAGCCCCGGAAUUCAACGAGCAGCAGAUUUCCCGCCGAGUCCCUGCCAUAUGGGCCGAAAGAAUAUUCAGAGAUUUUCGAUUGGAACCAUGAUGUGAUUUCUCGAUUGCUCGAGAAGUGUGGGCCUUGUCGGCCGCAGGCAACAUCGUCUCCACUUUCGGUUGAACUUACGACAUCCUUCAGUGGUCUUGGGGCUGCUGAAUUUGCUGCUACUGCUGUGCAGUCUGCCAUGCAUGCUCGAGGCAUUCCGGUGGACAUUAAGCUGCAUAGUCAAACCGAGGUGGACAAGCAGUGCAGGCCUUUCCUGAAGGGCCAACAUGUGUUCAGUGAUGUUCAAGAUCGUGUUGGUGACAAGGUCGUGAAGAGCCUUGCGAGUCUACAAGCACGGUAUGUUACAUUAUUUGAGAAUGCCAAGGAGAAACUUGAUUCCAAGGACAGUCGUCAGAUUCACCAGCUGGUGGAAAAGUAUGGGUUGCUGUUUCUGCAGGCAGCUAUCAAGUGCAUGGAUCGAAAUCGUGAUUCAUUCAAGGCUUCUGCUGAGUGCUUGAAAUGUGGACACCAGUGCCCAUGGGCACCAGUGGUCAAUCAUGGCCACCGCUUGUGGGUAGAAGUUGCAGGGCAUCCCUGCACUCCUUGGUCCAAGCGUGGACGGCAGCUGGGUUUUCUGGAUCCAGAAAGUAUCAGUGCUCUUGUUUGGGCUUUCUCUUUGAGGUUGGCACCCCCUCCGGAUUGCAUCGUCAACGAGAAUGUGGGCUCCUUCCCAGCUGAGGUUUUCUUUAGCUCCAUGUUUCCUGGUUGUAGACUGGAGAUGGCCGUGUUCAGCCCGUGCGAUUUGGGGAUACCGACUCACCGACCCCGCCGCUACUCUUUGGUGUGGCCAAACCCCAUGUCGGCAACCUGUGAAGCUGCCGCUUUCGAUGUCAACAUCCUUGGCGAGGUUUGCUUUCGCCGCCUGCAUCUUCAUGGAUCCGUGUACCUGCAAUCGCCCGAGGAUGAGGUCAUUGCUCUCUUGGAUGGCCUCGCCGCGGCGCGAGGUUUGGAGCCACGUGGGCAGCAGGGCAAAUCGUACUCUUGCAAGCAUGUUCUCGCUACGGGGCACAGACUUCGCAUGAUGAAGCAUCGUGAGAAGCUCGAGCAGGAUGAGCACACUGAUUUUGAUUUCAAUGUUGAUUGUGCGCAGGACAUCGGUUUCACUGGUGCGAUGCGUGUGAUGCCGACCUUGGUUAAAAACUCCAACAUUUACAAUCUUCGAGCUGACAGACUCUACACUGUGCAGGAGUUGAUGUCAGUCCAAGGGUUUCCGGUGCACCGAAGUGACUCAAGGACGCAUCCGUGCAUGCCAGAUGAGCAGACCAUGCAGCACAUCAUCACCAUGGGCAAGAAGUAUUCCAAGACCGUCCUUGGAAACACGAUGUGCUUGUGCCAAGUCGGGACUGCGCUGGCCAUAGUGUUUAUGGCUGCGGCACGUGCAAAUCGUAGCGAGUGA